AUGGGUCGUAGAAUCAGAGCUCAACGUAAAGGAGGUGCAGCAAUUUUCAAAGCUCACGUAGCUCAUCGUAAAGGUGUACCAAAAUUCAGAGCUUUAGACUAUUCAGAACGAAAUGGCUACAUCAGAGGAGUUGUGAAAGAAAUCAUCCAUGACCCUGGUCGUGGUGCACCCUUAGCCCGAGUAGUUUUCAGAGAUCCAUACCGUUAUCGUCAGCAUAUAGAAACAUUUAUUGCGACAGAAGGUAUGUACUCAGGCCAAUACAUUUAUUGUGGUCAGGACGCCCAACUUACUGUUGGGAAUGUCCUCCCACUUUCACAAAUGCCUGAAGGUACUGAAGUUUGCAAUGUCGAGGGCAGAUACGGAGACAGAGGGACAAUUGGAAGAACCUCAGGGACUGCUUGCGCUGUUAUUGGACAGUCAGACGACGGGACAAGGACCAGAAUCAGACUCCCAAGUGGAGCAAGGAAAACUGUUGAUUCUUCGUGCAGAGCCAUGAUUGGGAUUGUAGCUGGUGGCGGAAGAAACGAGAAGCCAAUCAUGAAAGCUGGAAGAGCUUAUCACAAAUACAGAGUCAAAAGAAACUGCUGGCCUAAGGUUAGAGGUGUGGCUAUGAACCCUGUAGAGCAUCCACAUGGAGGUGGUAACCAUCAACACAUCGGACACCCAAGCACUGUUAAGAGAAGUGCACCACCUGGACAAAAGGUUGGACUUAUUGCUGCUAGAAGAACUGGAAGACUGAGAGGUGCCAAGACUCAAAAGCCUGCUGCAAAUGCUUAA
Blepharisma stoltei is the source of this 777-nucleotide messenger RNA. NCBI's taxonomy places the organism in Eukaryota, Ciliophora, Heterotrichea, Heterotrichida, Blepharismidae. The record is from the annotation of a GenBank genome assembly.